AUGUGGGCUGAAUUGUUUGAAAUUCAUGCUCACGCCACUCAAGUGCUCCACCACAUCAUUCCUCAAGUUGGUAUGGAGCCUCCUGCACGCACCGAUCCUUCCUAUACCCGGUGGGCCACUCUUGACUCUUCUGUCAAACAGUGGAUUUAUUCCACCAUGUCCUUCGAUCUUCUCGCCACUGUUAUGGAGAAAGGUUCUACUGCUAUGGCUACUUGGAACCGUAUAGCUUCUAUGUUUGAGGACAAUCAGAACUCUCGUGCUGUCGCUCUCGACCAGGAUUUCAUCUCCACUCACAUGGAGGACUUUCCUAAUGUUUCAGCCUACUGUCAGCGUCUGAAACAUAUCUAUGAUCAGUUGAGGAAUGUUGGUGCCCCAGUCAAUGACCAUCGUCUUGUUCUACAAUUGGUCUCUAGUCUCACUGAGCCUUUUCGUGGUGUUGCCACCCUGAUCCGUCAGAGCGAGCCUUUGCCUCCUUUCCUCAAGGCCCUGCCUCUCAGACUUCCAAACGGGGAUGCCUCUCUUGAGAUGUAA
Messenger RNA from Lotus japonicus, 531 nucleotides. RefSeq lists its product as uncharacterized. The coding region runs from base 1 to 531 and encodes 176 amino acids. The transcript has a single exon. NCBI's taxonomy places the organism in Eukaryota, Viridiplantae, Streptophyta, Magnoliopsida, Fabales, Fabaceae. The record is from RefSeq and is a predicted model, not a curated record.